GACACACACACACUCACACACACACGCCCUCUCUCCUCGCUCUCUGCCGCUCCGUCUCUCUCACUCUCACUCUCCUCUAUGCUGCUAUUCUGGGAAGUGGCGCUUGGAAUAACCCCCGUGUGCGUAUGAGUGUGUGUGUGCGUGUGUAUGUGUCUCCUGAUUUCACCCUGACACACGCACACAUACACACUCACAACACAGUCAGACGCACACAUUUACUGUCUGUCUGACUGCAGGAGUGGAGCUCUGGCAGCAGAAAUCCGCUCGCAGAGGAUUCCUUCCAAUUUUACGCGCAACUUUUCCUCGUCGGCUUCUUCUCUGCGGCGUUUCCAGCGCUCCCCCCUCGAUUGUUGUGGAUUUCUAACAACCACCCCCUGGCUGUUUGUAGCGGAGCGACGAGCGAAGCUCGCCCGGAAUCGGAUCUGCUGUCACCGGGCUGCUUGUUGUCAUUUUCGCACGGAGACGCGCAGCCGGAGCGCAGACAGAAGGGGCAAUUUGUGGACUUGAUAAACUGGACCAGAAAGCAAACGGUUGCACCAGGCUGACCUCAGGCUGUUAAAGGUUUCCAGUUGAGCUUGUGGCGGGCAGAAAUGUCAGAGCUGUGGAUUCCAGCGGCGGGCAGAGAGGCUGCUACAGUAUGUGGCGGGAGACUGCGAUGCUGUAAGUGUUUCUGUCUGUGUGUGUGUGGUGAUGCUUUUCUUAGGCGGUGUGAGUAUGCGAUGAAAGGAAGGCUGCUUGAUGAUCUGAGCUGAAGAAUUCUAGAGAAACUGAAGGUUUCCCACCUGCCCUGUUGACUUUGGGCAUAUCAACACAUAUCAACAAGUUAUUUUUGGUCUAAUGACUCCACGGUUCCUGUUCUUGCCCGAUAGUCAAAAACAACCAAGUGUUUACGUGUAGUUUGUCCACUUUGAGUGAGUCUCAAGGUUUGUCCUGACCUGCACUUGAGGGAAAGUGGAAACGUACAAAAUAACCCCCUCUGAUGACAUGUGGUCACAAUGAAAGAAUAGACUUUGUUUGGAGAGAGUUUUGUUUAGAGAAGCAGGUUGGGUCUAGAGCAGUAGGUUGGGGAAUUACUGGAAAGCAGUCAGGUGCACGUAUAAGAAACAAUAUUGAAAGAUUGUUGGAAAACAGUUAAUUUGUUCUGUAUCUUUAAAUCUUCAACUUUAUGUAGAAUUUGUCUUUUCUCGCCUGUUAUCUCCACUGCGAUCAUUUUUCGUCUCUACAUCUUCCCUCUGCUCCUUUCUUCCUGUUUCUCAGAUGCUGCUCAGGGCCAGAAGAGUUAUAUUUAGCUCUGCUCUCCUCCUCCUCCUCCUCCUUUCUGCCCUCCGUUUCUGUGUUUUGCCCCUGCAAAGAUGGCUUCAUUAGCCAUAGACCUCAGCGUGAAAACACACACACACAGACACACACACAUGCUGGGGUAGAGAAGGGGAUAGAGCCUGUUACAUAAGAGGCUCUCUUAUAUAAUUUGAUGCAUAUUUGAUGCUGAAUGGUGCAAUGGCAAUGCAGAAAGCUGUGAGCGUGUGUCUUUGUGUGUCUGUGUGAGUGGGUGUGUACAUAAGGUAAGCCAGAUUUGUGCAAUGUGGCCUGCCCUUGCCCUCCCUGAGUUGUUACGUCACAGGGAAAGCUAAAGGUGAACGGGCAGUCACAACUAAAAGAGUGUGUGUGUCAGUCUGUGUGUGUGUGAAUCUCCAAAGUAUAUUACAGCUCAGUAUGAAAGGACUGUUUUGAUACUGAGCUGCUUAUAUGUUUUUUUUUUUUUUUUUUAUCAGUGUCAUCUUACCAGAGUAGAGUUUGAAAGCUGGUCCUGUGACUCCUGUACUUCUCUCUCUUCUCCAUUUCCUCCUCUGCCAUUGAUCUAAGUAGACUAAGAGGAUCAAUGAAGGUUAAUGGCUUUCUACCUGGGUUCACCUCAUCGAUGCACUUCAUCAGGAAUGCCCCUGCUGGCUGCACACUCAGGAUACAGAAAAUAACGGAGGGAAGGACUGCAGACAUUUCAUUAGAUGUCGCUGUCAAACAAGGUCAGCUUUUUUUGCUGACUUGUACUGCUUCAGGUGCUUUACUACCAAAGAUUUGUCUUGAACGGUUGCUCAAGAUUAUUGUUCAGAUUAUCCUCAUGAAAGGGAAACUUGAGAACUACAACUUGACUGACUCAUGAGGGACAGAUCAAGAAAGGAACUGCCAUAAUUUAAUCUAGAAGGGUCUGAGAUAUCUGGCCUUUUAUUUUGUCCUGAAAUGUCCUACAUUUCCCAUAAUGCAGUUCAGAACUGAGGUUUACUGUCUGUGACAAUUAAACGGAAUCUGAUGUUAAAACUGCCCCUUUCACCACAUUUUUAUUUGUUUCCUCAAAAGCAUGAACUCGCUUGCCUCAUGCUGCCUUCAAGUCUUGUGGGAAUUUUAAUGCUUUGGAGCAGAGUUUACACGAGCAAGCUAAAAAAGGCUACAAAAUAAACAGAAUGCAAAAGAAAGAAAGUCACUAAUAAUUGUUGAUUCGGUGGAUGGGUGUAAGUUCACUUUCAGGGCUUUUGAUUUCCUGUUUUUGCCUGUAAUAUUCAUGUAGAGCUCUGCUUUUUUUCUGUGACUGCAGCAUUGUAAUAACUGUCAGGUUGACAAAUGCAUGAAAGUAUGACUGCUUUUCCUCUACAUUGCAUCAGCGUAAAACCAAUGUUGUAGGUUUAUUUUUCUUGGAAGUAGUGAACGCGUGUGGUUGACAUGUACAGAGUUAAGAAAUGGCGUUAAACAGGAAAUGUGGUGCAGACUGAUUUAUUAAGAAAGAGCAAUGUUUUCCCAUUAAGAUCCCAGCACUGCUGCUAACAUACCACAGAUCAGGCCACUUAGCUAUUUCAUUUGACUCUAUUUUCAGUUCUGUAAAGAUCAGCAGCAGCAGCCAGUCAAGCUUUACACUCUAAGGUCAAAAGCCUGCCCCGCUAGAGCUCCCAGUUGAGCAAAGCUGUGGUUAUACUGGCAGCUCCCAGGUGGGAAUGUGUGGCAUUCCCUCUUAUAGGAAAAACAACAAAAUAAAAACAUUCCACGCCACCUUAAUUAAGCUUUCCUGACAUGCUUUAAGUUUUCUGGGUUGCCAGAAUCUGUACUUUGGUGGUAAACAACUUGUCUUAAAUUUGUAUUUGUCGGGAAGUAGCCGGUGACUCGUCAGCUGGCUAUGCUGCACAUUUAUUUGUUUGUUUCCAUUCUUUCACUUCUGGGAGGAAGUAAGUCAUAGUGAGUCUGGCAAACAGAAGCAGCUAAAAUGGAAAAACAAACUCGUUCAUAACAUCUAAUCUCUACACAAAGAAAAUCUAUCAAAUUCUGAGACAACCAGGUGCCACAUAGCUCACUUGGUGUAGCGCAGGACCUGUAGGCUGAACCCUUUCCUGUAUGUCAUCCUCCCACUCUCUCUCCCCCCACCUUCCUUUCUUCUCUAUAAUUGUUGCUAUUUAAAAAAGGCAAAAGCCAAAAAUAAAUUCAGAAAAAACUGAGACAGAAAUGUUGUGUUGGGAGAAUCGACAUACAUGACGGAAAAGGUACAAAGGAAGUCACAAAGGCAGAAAAGAAAAUUGCUGUGUUGUUGUGCGCACAUUUGAAAGUGUAAAAGGUAGAAAAAAAAGGAGUAAUAGUAAAGUGAAAAUGACGCGAGACGUAUUGUUUUAGCUACGAAUUUAACAACAAUAUGAAAGUUAACCUUUGAUGCCCUUGUUCUCCCAGGUUUUGGCAAUCGGGGAUACUGAAGUACAUGAGAAACUAUUUACUUUUUUAUUGUCAUUUUCAAGGGACUGGGAUUACUCAUCAAUAAUUCAAUUGCAUUAAUUUGAGUUUAAUUCUUUUUUUUUUUUAAUAUAUAGCACCAAAAAGCAACAACAGUCACCUGUGGGUGCUCUAUAUUGUACGGUAAGGACCCACUUUUGAGGAGUGAGAUUCAAAGGAUGUUCAGUUUUUGUUUGAUAAAGUUUCAUGGUGACUAGCUUGUUCUUUAAAUGAUUAAUACUAAGCAAAAGUCCUACACAUUGCCACUCUUCCAGUGGAACACACUAAUACCAACUGCCCAUGUAAAUGUGUGUUGGUGUGCAUCCUGGCAUUCAGAUAUCAUCCGGCAGCCAGCUAGUCGUGCUACCUGACCUAAUUUCCUGCCAGUAACAGGAAGUCUGCCCUUCUGCUGACAUUGGUGUAACACAGGAAUCCUUCCCCUCUGUGCAGUCGCUGCCAGAUAAUGAGGUUGCGUAACAAUUAAACUCUUCACAGUGUUGUUAAUAUCGAUUAGCACGCUCCGUCUGACGUACAACAGACACACACAGGGGCGCUCAGUUGCCAGUCCAUCAGCUGGCAGAUCAAUCAGAGGCUAAUGAGAUAAACGAGCUCACUAAUUAGUUAACGAACCACUGGCUCACUGAGUGACACAAGCACACACAGAGUCAGCCUGGCAGCUUCUCCUCUUGUCAGCACAGGGGAAGAGAAGGUAAGAGUCUCUUAACAAACUACUUCUCAGUAGAUUUGAAUCUGUAGAAGUGUAAAAAAUUUAAAUACCCUCAAAGCUGAAAGUGCCAUAACUUUCAUGUUUUAGAAGAUAUCAAACUGAAUCGUCUCCACUUAACUUAUAAUACACACAUAAGACUUUUCAAUACUUGUUUUUAAUGGAAGUUUUUUUUAGUCCACUGUUACGUGUCUUUAUCACAGUGACCACAACACAAUUCUUUAUACUGCAGACACAUUAAAAACAUAAUAUUAAUUGUUCAAUCAUAGUAAAAAGAAAGCACACCCUCUUUAAAAUCAAAGGUUUUACAUAUCAGGACAUAAUAAAGAUAAUCUGGUCCUUAGCAGAUCUGUCAAAUAUAACCUUAAAUGAAUUAAAGCACAUAUACUGUUUCAUUAUUUAACAACAAUUGAUCCAAAAUGCAGCCAAAUUGGGUCAUUUAAGUCUGAAAAGCACUUCCUAUGCCAGUAACUGAGCUGGAAAUUUACCUUAUUCAAGCUUAAUGCUUUCAUGGUAGCAUUACCUUUGGUUGUUUUUGAUUACUAUGCUUUUUUUUUUUUUGGGUUUUGUGAUGCAGGAAGUCAGGAAGGUGGUGUGGCUCUAAAUAAACAAGCUGAACAUGUCACUUCUUUAGCUUGGACUGUUGCUGAUAAGUGUGUCCCACCUCACAGGAUCUUAUUACAAAAUGUUCCCCCCACAUUUCCAUGACAACUCACAGGUACACAAUGAAACUCAUGGGUAAACACACACAGAUGAAACCCAUCUGGAAAAGGACAAGAGCUGUUUUAUAAUUGCUAUAAAAGGCAUUGGGGAAUUGGCACGAUGCAGAAAAAGACUUUACUCAAAUUGGACUGAAAUUAACUAAGAAUUGGGGAACUCAUUUUAAAAUUCAUCUUGUCUUGGAAAGACUCCUUAUUUAAAACCUUGAUUACAUUCCUCUUAAGACCCCACAUCCGAGGGCACAUGCGGUCUGAUUUUUUUUUGUCUUUACAUGUGAAAGUGACCUGCGUAUUGAAGCCUGUCAGUUAUUCUGACUCAGUCAGCUGUGAUGGACAGCUCUGCCCUCCUGGUCCUGUCAUGCUGCUAUUUAUCAGACUUUUUAUGUGACUGUGCAUGUGUGUGCUUUGGCAUGGUUUACUUGUGUAACACUAAACUGGAUACCCCUGAUGUCUCAAAGAGGCUUCUGUGAAACAAGCACAUAUCUGGAGCGUCCACGGGGACAGCCCGAAUAAUUUUAGCAUCGUGGGGCAAGCCUGGGCCGGAUGAUGCAGAGAGACAAAUAGCUGAACAGACAGAAAUACAAACAGACAGACAGAUGGCUGUCACUAAGGUUCAGCCAAAAUUGUGCAGAAUAUUCUGGAUGCAUUUUAAAAAGAGGGGUCAGAUGUUAGCCUCCUUUGACUGGUUGAAAGCUAGGUUGUCUGUGUGUUAGGGGAUUCAUACCAGUAGCAUUUAGGCUAACUCGGGGUCAUUUGUGAGAAACCAUAUUUGCAAUUCAGGAAGCUAUUCUGCAAGUGGGAAAACUCUGGCUCAUUGAACUAAAGUUCCCAGACUUUCCCACGCUAAACCAUCCUGAAAAGGUGAUGUAAAAUCUUAAAUCAUAUUGUAGAUUUUUUUUUGUGUAAUUACAAUUGACAUUAUCAAAAUAUGUCAAAAAUACACAAAGGUUACUAGCAGGAACUGGCCCGGGGGAAACUUAAACCCAGGCCAUCGCAGUAGCCUUUCAGCAUAUCAGUGAUCCCUUCAUAUACUAUGCUAUACUGCACACUAUACUGGCACCUUCACACAUAAUUCUGGGCAGACUUUAUCCAAUCCUGGAUUAUUACAAUUACCAGAUUUAUGGUCCAGAUUUACAUGUCAUUAUCAUUACAAUUUGGGGACCUUUUAGUGAGUUGGAGCAAUGGCUAUUUUUUUUGUAGCCAGAGCAAGAUUUUCUGUUCAAUCUGAAGAUAAAUCUCUAUCACAUGAUGGCUGCUGGUUUCCAAAUUGCAUUUCUGUGAAUGCUGUCCCUCCUUUGCUCACCACUGGGACCAGUUUUCCUUAUUAAAAAUCGUAUUGCUUACCUCUCUAUUCUACAUAGUAACGCAGAUAACUGAGCGAUUACUCUCACAAUAAUGAAUACAAUUAGACAUGUUUUCAAGAACCUGAAUUGUUACCUAAAGAAUAACUGUAUAAACCAGGUACAGCUCCCAUGAGACUCUUAAAACAUAGCAGUGGUGAGGGCUUGUUGGAAAUUAUGUUAAAUGCCAGCAGAACUGUUAAGAAUUUCAGCUAUCACGUUUAUUUUUAGAUGGGAACAGGAAACCAUGUUCUUUCUAAGAAGAUGGGCAUUUUUUUUAGAGCUACAGAAACUAAUGGACGAGCUAAAGAAAGGUCUGGUCUUUUAUCUGAAAAUCAAGUAGUUUUACCAAAUUUACUAUUCUCCAACAACCGGUUGUUGACUGCAUUGUAAGGACAAAUUUGCUUGCGUAGUGAUGAAGUCUUCCUUUUCAUCUUUAUAUCUGUCAUACUGUUUCCAUCAAGGCACUGCGUCACAGGUGUGACCUCUGAAAUGCGGGUAUGUGGGGUGAUUUGAGUUUUGUGUUGAUUUUCUGUAAUUAAAGUCAGGGAUAACCUUUGUGUUUUGAGGUUUGGCUUUAAUGAACAGAAGUUUGGGGUAAACACUGUGUUUUUUUGGAAUCGGGCUGGAUCUGCUGUGUUUUUCACCAAGGGAGGUUUAUGGUAACCUUUAAGAGCUGACGUCAGUCGCUUUUGUCCGCUGUACCUGUGCAGCCGGCCACUGCUGUGUGUGUGUGUGUUUGAGACGCAGGCAACAGUCUCUUUAAUGAGGGUGAACUCGAAGGGUUGUGCUUAGUCUUCAUUUGCCCUGCUGGGAAGGUUGCUGGCAAUGGGUACUUGUGUGUGUGCGUGUGCGUGUGUGUGUGUGUGUUAUGCUUGGGAAGCCCCCUAUACACACUGCAAGACUUCUAAUAAUGAAUACCACCUUUUCGAGUAAGUCGAACCCCGUGUGUGUGUGUGUGUGAGUGUGCGCACAUUGUGUCACCCCCACGGGGCGACAGGUGCCACAGGCAACAUGAAACUCUGCAGACCGACAUGGUGAGAGAGAGAAAGAGAGACAGUGUGAAGUGAUGGAAGAAAUGGGACUAAAGAGAUGAGAGAAGUACUGAAGGGAGACGGAAAGGUUAGACAAAGGGAGUCAGAGCCAAAAGUAUGUGGACACACACAAAUGUUAAUCCUAUAUCAAGUUAAAUCACAACGGGAAUUAACCUAAAGUGCUUUCCAGUCAAGAAAAUAGACUGUAUAUGACAGAUGGACAUAGGAACUGUGACGUCACCUUUUAAUCCUGGCUGCAGGAAUUUUGAUGUUAUGGCAGGGCAGGAGAAAAAACAUCCAACCAACCAAAUCAAGUAGUCUAAAAUACCUCUGUAUGCCGUGGCAUUGAGGUUUACUAAACUAAGAGACUUGAUCCAAGCUUGAAAGGGGUGUCCACGUACUUUUGGCAGUGUAUUAGAGAAGGGAUUGACAAAUUGACCAAGAGAGAUGGAUGGAAAGAUAGUGAGAGGAAGGGAUGGAAAGACAGGGAAGCAGAGAUAGACAAAUAGACAUAGAGAUAGUUUUCACUGCUGGAAUCAGGGACAGCUGGCGUGUGUGUGUGUGUGUGUGUGUGUGUGUGUGUGUGUGUGUGUGUGUGUGUGUGUGUGUGUGUGUGUGUGUUGGCAUGGCUGAGUUGCAUAACACUCUACUGGGUCCCCCAUGGCUUAGAGGCUAAAGUGGUGCCUCUCUCGCUCCCUCUUCCUCUGUGUUGAGCUAAGAGAGGUUUUAUCUGUGUGGCAUUUUUAUAAAAGAAAAUAUUAUUAACAAAAUCAAAGUGAAAAACAAUAUUGAUAAUUUCUCAGAUAUGGAAAAUCUUUGUGGAAAGAACAUGUCAAAUGCAACAUUUAAGAAUCCAAAUUAAAGGUAGAAAGUAUGGAGAAGACGCUCGCUCAUGCGGGUCUUCCAAGUGUCGGGAAGGGAAGCACCCUGUUGUUGUGACCAUGCCAUAUUUCCCAUGGUGCUUUGCUGUGGGGAAGCUCUGCUGUGGAAAGAACAGCCCUGCAUUUUCUCUGCUCUACUUCCUAAGAUGCUGGCUGCUCUUUGUUGUCUAUACACGUAUGUAUGUGUGUGUGUGUACUCCGCAUGUGGGCACUUGCAGGCAGUCUUAAUUGUUUGCAUGCCGGUAUUUGUGUGUGUGGGCGUCUGUGCACAUUAAUGUGUGUUAAAUGCUGCUUCAGGAUAUCUUUCGUUUUGGUCGAUGUUUAAAGCUGUGGAAAGUGGAGAAGGAGGUGAGGGCGUGCGUACAGUAGACAGCUGAUGGUGUGGUAAAUGAUCCAAGUGAGUAAUUUGCGCUGCGUACACAUAUUAUGAGCUGUUUGCACUGCAGCCCUGACCUUUUUAGACAUUACCCAAAAGACACCUUUAAUUCUUCCAAAAGCCAGAAGGCACAAACACACACAAUGUCCAGUACAAAAUUACAGAAACGAUGCAGCAGUAAUCUCUGUAACUGUUAAGAUCCAAAUCUACCAACCCUGGGUUCUCUCCUUGCUUCCACAAUCCAAAGCCAAGUGUGUUACAUUGGUCAUAAGUGUGAAUGUGAGUGAUUGGUUGUUCAUCUCUAUGAACCUAUUUGUCUCUCUAGCCCUGUGACAAAUAGGUGGCCUGUCCAGGGUUUAUCCCACCUCUCAGUUCACCCAGUAAAUUGAAUUGGAUAAGCAGAGGAUGAUGGAUGGAUGGAGUAAUCCACGUACGAGCCACAAAGUUGGAAAAAAACAUCAGAAGCUACAAUGCCAGCUACAAGUCACUUAAUGCAUCAUUGGUCUGCUCACAUUCCAUUUGUAGUGCGUCAUGCCCGUCAUUCAUCGACAAGCUGCUUCACUGAAAAAGACGUGUAGCCAUUGAUUCUUCAUUGGAAGUGUGAAAACGGCAUGAAACAGCAGUAAUCUAUACGAGCGAGAGAGCGCCCUGAGCGCAACUUUAUUGGAAUAUUGGAAUUCAUAAAUGUGAGCUAGCAAAUACAUUAUAUUUGUAGUGAAACUGUUAAAGUAGUCUGCAUAAUAGUAGUUGUAGUAGUACGGCCCUGUUUUCGGGCCUGCUCACCUUGUUGUGUUCAAACAUGGAACGAUGGGCAGAGAAAGCAGCAGCGUGCCCCCCACACAUUCCAGAGGAGGCAUCAGGGACAACGGGCAUGACAGGGACUUAGUCAGACACGGAGGAAAUGAAAAGCAGUAAGAGGAGGUGGGUUGAAAAGUGGCUUGCAGGGGCACAACAACUGAAGGCAGUACUCUGUGUGAGCCAAUCAGAUACAUAGAAGGGCAUGAGCUAAGCUAGCAGCGCAUGAGGGUUGACACUGAGAUGAACUAAUCUGGCAGGAUUGUGGCUUAGCUUGACCUCGUGGCCUGUCUGCACUCAUGCUUUGCUCUAUUUUUCAUUGUGGUGUCUUUGACAGUUACCAUACAGCUUCCGGUUUUCCUGCACCUGAAAAACCAACACGAAUUUGCGAAAAGACAAACAAAGACACAAAUAUGUGAUUGAAUGUAAAAUAUAUGCGUUAAUAGCGUAUGGAUUCAACAUAUGUUUGUAAAUGUGGUCUAAGAUAGCAUUAUAAAUCAAAGAAAGUAAUAACUUGUUUGGAAAUGGUGACUAUUGUGGACAGACGAAGCGCAACAUACACAAAUAAUUCCACUUCAGAGCUGAGCUCUCUUUGGCUAAAUCCACCCACAACUGGCUGUGGGAUAUCACUUGUUUGAACAACUGUUGCUGGGUUGACAACUCCCAGUUUUAGAGUUUUUGGCUGGAUCCACAUCAUGCCUCGUCACUCAUGGGAAGAAAAGGAAGUAAAGCCCUGGGAUCCUGUUGGCAACAGUCAGCCUGAAACAGGCUUAAGACCGACGGAUGGAGCCGAGAGGAAGAAACCCAUGAUAGAGAAUAAUUCCAAGGGAGCAAGUGAGAGAUUGGAACAGAAGACAUUUCAAGGGUUUAUCUUGAUUAACUGACCAAAGAAAACACACAGAGGAAGACACAAAGCAAAAGACAAAUGCUACAAUAAAACAGACAAAUUAAAUACUUUUUGGGAAACUGAAUGCAAACCAAGACUGAGACAGAGCCUUGCUGGCAAUGAGCCUGAGACGCUCCCGGCCAUAUUUAAUCAUCAAAUAUUAAUGCAGUAAAGAUGGAAUACAGGAAAUUAAUAUUCCCCAUUAACAAAGAAGAAGAGUGAGCAGCGGCUUGUAAUGGCCAUGAAAGACAAACGGCCUCCGUCCAGAGGUUUACGUUCUGUUCUUACUUUCCCUGAUUAUGGGAUCCAAAUCAGGUCACGGUCUACAUCCUAUAUGAUAAUCUGAACACUCAUCUGUUCCACCUCACAUUUAUCAUGCUCACUUCCCCUUCACUCUUUAUUUUAUGCUGUUUAAAUGAAUCAUCUAUUACUUCCUCAAAGUGUUUUUUCCCUUGCUGCUAAGUGCACAUUGUAGCCGUGUUUCCAUAACAAACUUCCCAAGAUCCACCUGCCGGUCAAACGUGGACUGGACGGUCUUAAAUUUAAGUUUGCGUACGUACUGGUCUUACUGGUAUCUAACUGUCUUACUGACCCAGUUUCUCUUCCUUAGUUCACUCUAAAAAACACUGUAAAUAAGACACAUCACUUCCUGUUGCACAUGAAAGUCGACUCCUUUCAACAGUUCAAAUGAUAAUGACGCUGAUUUCAGUGACAGUUCAAGAUGAUGGACGGCUUAGGCAGUAAAGUCAAACGUAUCCAAUGGGUAGAAAAUGGUCCACUUCAGCUGCCGGCUACUGAAAGUUAGAAAAAGGAACGGGCGUACUGUAUUGUCACCGGGCAAGUUUUUGUUGUUUCAUGUGUUUCAUUUUAACCGGACUGUCUAGUUUUCAGUAUCAGCCGUUUUUAACGUGUUUCCAUACCUCUGAAUCACCAUUCACAUCUUUGAUGAGAGAAAAAGGUGUGGCAGUGUCGCUUUGAUGACUGCUUCUACCUACUGAGUAAACAGAAUAUAAAUCAGUGCUUUUUGGGUGACGUCAAGAAUGAGUAACUGGUUCCCAUGCCAGAGCAUGGAGUACAAGCAUUCUGAAGCAGAGUCACAGAGAUAUAUGUUGGUGUCUUGAUGCAGGAAAACUAAGUGCCCAGAGGUAGUCCUGUCAUAAAUCCUGAGUUUCUUUCAUGACUCAUGUGGGAGAUUUGUAUUUUACACUUUUUUUACUUGCUAAUUUGUUAUCUUUUAAUGCCAUUUUGACACAAAGACGUGGGAGAAUUGAACUACUGACUUUCCAGUACUCUACCUCUUAAGCCACAGCCACCUCACUAAUAUAGAGGCAUAAAUCAACUAGCUCUCCAGAAGACAGAUUUCAGCUGGUGAUGGUAAUCCCUAUUAGAUCCAUCCAUCCAUUCAUUUUCUUAACAUCUUAACUAAGACUUGUAGGAGAUCUAUGUCAGCUCAGCCUAGCUGUCACUAGUCGAAAGGCGGAGUACAUUCUGGACUGGUCACCAGUCCCUAACAGGGCUAACACAGGGAGACAGACCACCAAACACUCUAGCAUCCACACCUACAGCCAACUUGGAAUCACCUAACAAACAUGUCUUUGGACUGGGAGGAAACCAAAGCACCCAGAGGAAACCCACACAGGUACAGGAGCGCAGGGAAAGCAGCCAAACUCCACAAAGAAAGACCCAGCUGAGCAGAAAGUUUGAAUUGGUGAGUUUCUUGCUGUGAGGCAGAAGGGCAAACUGUUGCACCACAGUGCUGCCCACCUGACCACCCUACCUCUAGGAAAACACAGUAAGGACCAGACCUAGCUGGUUAGCAGAAUAAAAUAAGACUGAGGGGAUUGUCCGGUAGUAAAUGAUCCGAGUUACUGUCUGGAAAAAAUAAAAACAAAUGGCCACAUAUGCUUGGGUGGCUUGUGUUUUGCAUCCUUUAACGACAGUAACCCUGCAUACUGAAAAUGAAACAUUGUGCAUGUGAUUUUAAUGAUAAUAGUUUAAUGUUGGCACAUGAAAAUGAAAAAUGUGCCCAAAUCUGAUGUUAUCACUAAUUUGACUGUUGAAUCUAAUUUAAAACGAUUCACCUCUCCACUUUAAUUCUUUUUGUUUUAACUUGUUACGGGGCUGCUCCAAAUAUACUUCAGGACAAACACGGACAACUUAGACAGCACUUCUGCGGUGUGGCUCUUGGGGGAUUAUAUACUGGAAUAAUGCAUGAAUGUUCCAAACUCCCACAGUGCGAACAUGAUGUGGCAUGACAAUGCUGGAAAAUGAGGGGUGUCAAAGCCUGCUGGGAACUGUAGUUGUUGAAUGCAAAAGGUGUUUUUUGAUGAAUGACAUGUUCAAGUGAUGCGCUUUGAGCUGUGUAUCCACCCCGCUCUGACAGUUGAUGCUUCUUUUUUGUUUUCCUACUCUUCCCCUGCCUUUCUGCUCCUUUUCUCUUGCUCUAUCUUCUUGGCGAGUGAUCCUAACAAGGCGGAUUAUACAUUUUCAGACUGAGAGCAAUCCAGAUAUGAUCAAGUAUUUAUGUAAGCUGCACUCUCACUGCUCAAAUACAUACAGAGCUCUCUCGACUCAACAGCUGUUUCAUAACCAGCAGUCGCUACUCACUGUGUGUGUGUCUCUGUGUGUUACUGUAUGCAUGUGUGUGCAUGUUAACAAGUCUGUGUGGUGUGAUAGCUGAUAGUCAACAAUAAAGCACUGAAUUAUAAAUGUGCAGUUAAUGCUUAGGAGAGAACAGACAUCUAUCUGGCCUCGUUAGAGGAAGUGUGUGUGUAUGUGUGCGUGGCCAUAUUUUUGCGCUUUCUGUUCCUUAAAUAUAAAAAAAAAACACUAAUUGUUUGCCGCUUAAUUGAAAUGUAACUGCUAAUCCAGCAGACUAUGUAACUGUAUUAAUUAAAAGAAAAACACUCAGCGACUUGUGCUGAGUUAAACCGAACAAGGACUAUUUAUAGAGAGCAGGCCAGGCUGCACAUGUGCAUAAUUCAUAAAUCUUUAUGUGUGCGUAUAUGUGUGUGUAGCAAUACAUAAUACAUAGUGUAUACAUCAGUGUUAAACCAGGUGCAGGCUGCAAAGUGCUGGGAUUUACAAAUAUACUGCACUGCGUGAGGCACAUACACACUUACAGUACACACACAAAGGCAGCAUGUACAUACAGCGAGUGGAGGCUAGCCCAUUGUGCUUGAAUAAUACCAAAUGCAUUGAAGUUUAGUAUUCCCAGUGCACACCAGCAUGGAUUGUGGUUCCAGUGAGACACACAUAUAGAGUACAGUCAGAUGUUUUCUGUUUAUUUACCCGUUUGUGCAUGUAGAUUCUUCAGUUCCUGUGUGUUUGUAUCCAGUAUUUGCAUAUGUGUUUGUGUGGGGUUUUUCAAAAUCUCUUUUCACUUGUAAUGUGUUCUUUUGCUUUUAUGUGGAUUAUUAUGCUUCCCGUCUUUAUAUUCUCACACCUCCACUUGUGCUAAUUUCUAGCUCCCUAUUUUUGUUCUUGGACUCCUCUGGAGUACCUUUUAUACUGUGUUUUUUAUGCAGGCCCUCUGUUAAUUCUUUGUCUGAAUCUUUGCCGUUUUAGCUCCUGUCUCUUUAAAGCCUCUCUCUCCUUAAAAGUCACAUUUUUUUUCUGAUUGGUUGCCCCUCACGUCUCUUCCACAAACCAAACUCAAUGCUUGUGGGCUUCCUUCUCUUGCCUUUGUGGAGGUUUCAAAAACAGCCUUUAUACACACUAAAAAGUGUAAUAAUGUAUUUUCCAUUGAAAGGAAGCAUCCAUGGCUGCUUUCUGAGUUAGACUGACUGGUUUGCGGUGUUCUGAGCUGCAACACGGGCAGCACUGGAGAUGAUCAUAUAAGGAAAUUCCCUCUAGCUGACAUCAACCAUGCUGAAAUAGAAAAAAAACAUUGUAAGCUGACUGUUUAAAGCAAAGUAGUUUAUUUUCUGACUGAAACAAGCCUCUUUUUUCUUAUCCCUUAAAGCUGUCUUUCUUCUGAUUGGCUGCCUCUCAUAAACAGAUGGUUUGAACAGCACAGAUCUCAGUGCUUAAAAUUUGUAAUAUCACCUCUUUGUGGAUUUAUUCAGAGCCAAAAGUAGGAAAACAGAGUUUGAAACUAUGCAUUAAUGCUUUACAGGGAUCACUUGUACAUUGCCCACAUUAUUUGAAACUUUGUUUAAUGUGAACAUCUAAAGUUGUAACUGUAUGUGUGUAACAGAAAAUAAGGAAAUGCUCAGUAAGGAAGCUGUAAAAGUUUGUGUGUGUCUUAUUGUGUGUUAUAUCAUGAUACAGUGUGUGAGUAAAUAUCUAAACAUCUUGGCUUUGGUGAAAAAGAAAAUGCAUGCUUCAAGGGAAUACUCAGUGGCUGUUGGUUGGAUUAAAAAACCACAGAGGUGCACAUCACUUUGGAUUCUGGUACUCUCAUAAUCCUGAGUUGGGUGGAAUAACAGUUCUUGACACUAAGUCAGGUGUGAUCGAUGAUGCUACAGAGUGCAUGAGUUACUUUUGUAAGGCAGUUAUAAUGACGGCAGUGGUAGUUUUUUCUUUCUUCUGAUCAGUUUCACAUUUUUCCGUUUAUACAUUGUGCUUACAGCGCAGUCUGCGCUGAGAUUUUGCGAAGUCUGGCUUUUUGGAAAUUAAAAUGUGGCAAUGAUGAGAAAGUGGUCAUUUGUGCCUUAUUUUGCAUCCUCAAAAUAAGUCUUCUAUAUGUAGGGACAGGAAGUUGGAUGAGCUGUUUGGUGUCAGAUUUGAUGCAUCUGGUCUUCUGCGUGCACUACAGGCAGUUGCACUUUUUGUAGUUCCUUUGCUCAGAAACGUUAUUCUACUGCUAUAAAAUUGAUUUUCCGCACUAAUGCUGUCAUUGUUAAAAGUGCAUAUGCUGGCCAUCCCUUUCAAGUCUAAAUAUAAGCGUGCAUUUAAGUUGCCUUCAUAUAUAUGUAGUAAAUACUGUGUAUUACAUAUUACAACACACUCUUCAUGUCCUUGCAAAAGUGCCAUAUGCGUUGGCCUGGCGCCUCCCCCCCCCCUGCUGGGGCCCCUCCAUCUAUUUCUGGCUCUGCGUCAUGCCUGGGCUUUACUCCUGUGGCAAGAGGAGUGUUUCUCUAGGGCUCCCACUCUGCUGUACACACACACAUAUACACACACACACACACAGAGAAAACGAGCGAGCGAGCGAGAGAGAGAGAGAGAGAGAGAGAGACUCACAUACACCUCCCAACUGAGACACGCUCACAUGCCUGCCUGGUGAACGAGUGAGCGCACUCAGAUGUAAACACACACAGUGGCAGACGGACAGAGCAGCGGAUGGAGGCAUGGAUGAAUGGGUGGCUGCUGACAAACUGGACUUCAUAUUGGGGGUUUGAACUUGUGUGUGCAUGUGAGAGAAAGUGUGUGUAUGCGUGAGAGAGAGAAGGAGACGGUCGGCCGGUUGGUCGGUGUGUCUGUUUCCGUGGCGAUGGAAGGAGGGAGAGCGAAAACAGAGGAAUGCUUUCGGUGAUAGAAAAGGAGAGCCGGCCAGGAUGGCCACAUAAGGACACUUUCUGUCGGGACUCCCAUUAAAACCAGUCUGACAGAGCGCAGACCGAAAGGUCUUUUGGUGAGAAAACUGAAGGACUGAAGGAUCUACAAGCACCCUUCCCUCAAGAAAAGUCACUUAAGGUUUCUUCUGCUCUUAGAUGAACUGGACAGAAGAACAACAGAGAGCAGCGUUCGUGUUUUUACAAAAUGGCAGAAGGAGAGAAACCUCUCUGAUGUUAUCCACUGAAGCUCCUCUUUCUGCUCCACUUGAUAAUUCCUGUUUCCAGCUUGACUCUAUAAUCAGUCUUUCUGAGAAAUGGAUGGAUAUUUUAUGUUUCUGUGAACUUGUUGGCAGCCAGCAAAGGUUCCGCUAUCAUGCCUGGUAGUUUCGGGACCUUGUAACCCUCAAAGACCUACCCUCCCAAAUUCCCUGCAUCCCCUCUUCUCUCCCUCUUCUAAACCACGGAGAGCUUCAAGAAAAUGGAGGCUCGUGAAUCACCUGCGACAGGGCAGAAAUGUCCAAACAAGGAACUAGCAAGGGAGAAGGUACCUCUACAAAGAAAAUGGGCGUCAGAGCCUUCUGCAAACACCAAACGAAGCACUUUUGCUGACCUGGAGGCUCCUGGAGGAUCAGCACCCCAGCAGAAGUACCCAAUCACAGGGAAUUCUGGAAAGCUGCUAUCUGGACCAUCUGCAGUUGGGGCCAUAGGAGGCCCGCCAUCUCAAGACCCACAAGGCCCCUUUGCUCAGGGGUUCCACAGGGGAUAUCCUUACCAACUUGGCCAGCCAUACCCUCAACAUCCUCAAUCUGAACGGUUUCUCUCAGGAGCCAAACCACAGCCAGGCCUAGAGCCUCAUGCCUGGCCAUUUGCUGGCCAGUUGCCCUCGGAUGACCUAUUCCCAGGACACCCAGGACACACUCACCCACAUGGGGCUGGUGCAGGGAGGUUCCCUCGGCACAAAUCUCCUAGUUUACCCAGCUCCUUUGGACAGUAUUCUCAGUCAGGCCCGGAGCCCGGAGAGGAGGCCUAUGGCAAAAAAGAGCAAAAGCCAAAAAAGCCUGGCAAGUACAUCUGCCACUACUGUGGUCGAGCGUGCGCCAAGCCCAGCGUCUUGAAGAAGCACAUCCGCUCACAUACUGGAGAGAGGCCAUACCCUUGUGUACCCUGUGGCUUUUCUUUCAAAACCAAGAGCAACCUUUACAAGCAUCGCAAGUCCCAUGCUCAUGCCAUCAAAGCUGGACUCGUACCAUUUUCAGAGCUAGCUGUGGCCCGUAGUGGGGACAUGGACCAGGCAUCACCAGUGGGUGACGCUGAGGUCCAUUCAGAUGGAGAGCAGAGUACCGAUACGGAUGAGGAAGGCGUGGAGCCCACCACCAUGCUAACAGACAAAGACAGUCCAACCCUGCAGAUCUCCUUUGAAGCUGACAAGAAUACAGGUGGUGCCGAACCAGCAUAUGCAGAUUCACCUGAAGAGCUACCCAUUGGAUCUAUGAAAGUGCCUAUUCUUAUCGUUCCCAAGCCUGGGGGAGUCCCCUCCACAGGGAUGGAGUGCCCCCCCUUUCAUGACAUAAAAGUGUCACACCACAUGUUAGCUUCAAAGGCUGGUGGAAGAGCACGUUCCCUGGAUGACUCCCCAACAAUCAAGCAACGUUUGGCCCUGAGGCUAAGUGACAAAAAAGGACAGGACAUUGACCUUGCCAUGUCCCAGUCACUUAACCUCCUCAGUCCUCACAGCAAAGGCAGCACAGACUCUGGCUACUUUUCACGCUCUGAGAGCGCAGAGCAGCAGAUCAGCCCUCCAAAUACCAACGUCAAGACGUACGAGGAGAUUAUGUUCGGUCGAACUUGGUACUACCGACCAAGCUCCAGGUCAAGACACUCUAUAACAGUAGGCAUGGCAGGGGCAGACCCCACUAGCUUGACUACCUUGAAGCAACCUGGUGCAAUUCUGGAAAUAGGGAAGAUAGCUGAGGAUCACAUCUCUUUUAGAGGAGAUGUAGGAAUCUCAGAAGAUCCAAAGCAGUAUCCAACUGGGCCAUGUCAAAGCAGUACAGGACUUCUAGAGCCUCCAUCAGAUUCUGGGCAUCUUAUUAGGAGUAACUCCAUGCCAACUUCCACCCCUCCUAACCUCAGUGUUCCCCAAGGGAUACGGGGUAGCCAAUCCUUUGACAAUGUUGUGACAGAUGAUGUGUUUUACCCGCCAGGCCAUCGUAGGCUCACAAGACAGAGUGCAUUUGAAAAUUCAACCAAUGAAGCCCACGUAGGAGAGGCCGAGGGCUUUGGACACUUACCUAAGAAUUUAACUUCGUCUCUGGGUAUGAAGAUUGGUGAACGCGGCCCAGGAGUUCCAGAACAUGUUGCCUUUAGUUAUGGUACUAAAGUUAGUAUGUCAGAAAUAGCCACAAGAAAAAGGAGGAAAGAAAAGAGUGUUGGGGAUGAUGAGGACAGCCCUGGACACUGCGACAGUAGCUGUAGUGGUUCAGUGGAAAUGAUAGGGGACUAUGACUUUAAACAAGGUAGUUUUGAUGGGUCCAGAGCCACCCCAACAGGUAAAGGUUCCCUUCAUAGUGCACACAGUCAGUCUGACAGCUUUGACACCUGUGCCAGCAUGUGCUCCGAGGACAUUGCACUAUUUACUGACUCUGAGGGCAGAAAAACAGCUGGGAAUGUCAUAUCAGUUAUCCAGCACACCAACUCUCUCAGCCGUCCAAAUUCCUUCGACAAGUCAGAGUCUUUUGAACAGCCAGCAUAUCAGCCUUCAGAUAAAGCUCCAUGUACUCAGUACUCUGAGCAGUCUGACACAGAGAUCUUUGAAGAUGCUCUAAGUCCUGAAUCCACCCUUCUGAGGACAGAGAGCAUGGAGCAGCAGCCACAAAGUGACAGUGACUUGGCCUCCCUUUCAUCAUCAUCAGCUGCAGCCUCACCUGGACAGCCUUAUCAUAUCCCACCCAAACUAGUCAGACAACCAAACAUCCAGGUUCCUGAAAUCAGGGUGACAGAGGAGCCAGACAAGCCUGAUAAGGACACAGAAGCUCCAAUGAUCAAGGAGCUGGAGAAGCAGCAGCAUGUCGAGGAGUUUCAGUUGCCACAGAGAAGCGACACACUAUCCCAAAUGCCAUCAGAAAAGCUCCCACCCAAGAAGAAGAGGCUCCGCCUAGCAGACAUGGAACACUCAUCUGGAGAAUCAAGCUUUGAAUCGACCUGCACCAGCCUUUCUCGUAGCCCCAGUCAAGAGAGUAACUUGUCCCACUCCUCUUCCCUUUCCAUGUCAUUUGACAGAGAUGAAGGUCUCAAGUCUGUCUCACCAACAAAACAGGAUGAUUCUUCAGUAUCUGGUGGUGGACCAAAGCAAUCAGAGUUCCUGACUGUGCCAGGCAGUGGUUAUUCUAGCCACCACCAGCAGAGGGAAAUGAGGAGGUCUUCAUCAGAACAGGCACCAUGCACGCUGCCUAUGGAGUUGCCUGAAAUGCGCAGUAAAUCCUUUGACUAUGGAAGCUUGUCAACCUCAAGACAGGGAGAACUGUACUCCAGUGCUUCUGCAAUGAAGGAACGUCGGCGUGGAUAUCUUGUUAGACAGGCUUCACUGAGUGUUUAUCCAGAGGCAGUUACCCAGGAGCCAGGGGGCGCAGAAACGUCAAUCAAACAGGAGAGUUUGGAGCAUGGCGGAUGGCCUGGUCCAGCAGGAUCCCCUCACGGCAGCAGCGAAGCAGUCAGCAGAACCAAGAGAACUGGGACUGGUGCUGAUAUAGGACCUCACCAACAUCAACAGCACCACCAGCAUAUUCUCCAACAGAGUGUCAGCGAAGACAGCCUUCCAGAGGAACCUCUCUAUAGCAGGUCCCAGCAGCAUCGCUUGCAGGCCCAAAGCUCGUCAUCAGAGGGAGAGCAUCCAGGUCAUGAGGUCAUGAGUAAAGAUAUGAUGCAGCAGUACCAGAGUGGCCCUCCUUUCCUUUCUUUCCCACAACCAGGCCUCUUCUGGAAUCAGGAGCCUGAACAGACACCAAGACAGCAGCAGACCCAGCAGGCCCAACUGCAACUCCAAAAACUCCACAUCAGGUCACCCGGUCUCCCACUUCACAAACAGCAGCCACUCCACUCCCUGCAACAAGUCCACGAUCAACAGCCAUAUGAUGGAAAAUCAGAAAAUCCAACCUCUCAGAUUUACUCUGCUUCUUUUUCAAAUCGCAGCUCUCCUCUGUCAGCCUCGCUGUCCACCACCUCCUCCAUGCUUCUGCAACAGAUCCAACCCAUAUUUGCUACCCAGAACCUGGGCUCACAGGCCUCUUUGCCUGGUUUGCUGGUUCCUGUACGGAUCCAAACCCAUGUGCCAUCGUUUGGUAGUGUUAUGUACACCAGUGUUAGCCAGCUGAUAGCUUCUCAUGGUAGUGGAGCACAAGGUUUGGGUUCAGCCAGGCCAGGCAGUACUGACAACAGCAACAUGUCUCCCCCGGUUGGUGUUGUGAGUGUCACAAAGCCACAUGGAGGAGUUGGAGGAGGUUUCAACUUAGCACAUUUCCUAGGGCAGACAGAUGGUGCAGUGCUGCGGCACCCACUCUGGAAGGGUCCAGAUUCACUACCAGAGCAACGUCUAAACACAGGGAUCCCCCUAUCACUAACAUCAGGCACUAUAUCCACCACAGAUGCCUCAGGGUCUGCUAUCGGAGGGGGCAAGCGCAUGCUCUCUCCUACCAGCUCACUUGAGCUCUUCAUCGAGACUAAGCAACAGAAAAGAGUAAAGGAGGAGAGGAUGUAUGGACAGAUUGUCAAGGAGAUGAGUGCUGUGGAGCUAAGUGGAACUGAAGGUGGCAGCAAGCCUGACAAGGGACAAGGAAGAGGUCUGAAGAGCGAAGGCUCCAUGGAUGAUUCUGAAAGGAUGUCCUCUUCUCCUCCAUUAAGUGACUUCCCAGUUGCUACCAAGAUUGCCAUUCCUGUCCGUUCCUCUGCCCCCCAUCUCUCUGACGUCCCUCGGCCUCAGAGCUUCACCCCUCCGCUCCAGAUUGUCACAGACCGUUCUCCAGCUUCAGGUGGCUGCGACUCCCCAGAGGAGCUUGACGUGGACGAUUCAGCCCAAGAGCCGAGCUCCAGCCCAGAGUCCAUGGUUUCCUCUAACGACGCAGAAGAUGCUGACAGCACGAAGCAACCUACUUCAAAUAAAAUGCCUGUCAGCAUGCUGGUUCAGCUCGAUGCCAACCAAAGCCCAGGAUUACCCGGAGCAGCGGGUCAGACUCUGCUGCUCACAGAUGUGGCGGAUGUCCAGCAGCUUUUCCAGUUCCCAAGCUUACGCACGAUGAGCAGAGUCAGCUGGUGUUUCCUGAACUACACCAAACCCAACAGCACUCAGGCAGCUUUGCGUAGCUCCGUCUACAGUUCAUGGUGUGUCAGCUCAUACAAUCCCAAUCCUCUGAACCUGAGUACCAAGGCUUCACUGGCUCUGCUGCGGUCCAAACAGAAGAGGAACACUGAUUUGAUGUACACAACGGCAGCCAUGUCUCCACCCAGCUCUGGAAAACUGGUCUCUUCUGUAGCCUGGAAGCUGCGGUUUGAUCAGCUGAAGCCAGAGCUGAUGCCAGUAGAUGUCAGUCAUUUUGGGAGGAAGAUGAAAGGAGUGGUUUCAUGGGAUCGUUCAAAGGAGGAGCAGGUUGAGAAGGAGGUCUCAGUCAAACAGCCUGCUGCUGAACCGACACGCAUCAAGAUCUUCGAAGGCGGCUAUAAAUCCAAUGAGGACUACGUCUACGUCCGCGGUCGCGGACGAGGGAAAUACAUCUGCGAAGAGUGUGGCAUCCGCUGCAAGAAGCCCAGCAUGCUGAAGAAACACAUCCGAACGCACACCGACAUCCGACCCUACGUCUGCAAGUUCUGCAACUUUGCAUUCAAGACGAAAGGAAACCUGACGAAGCACAUGAAGUCUAAGGCUCAUAUGAAAAAGUGUCUGGAGUUGGGAGUCUCCAUGUCUUCCGUUGAGGACACUGAGGCAGACGAAGGAGAUGUCGGAGAUGAAGGCCAGAGGUCUUCAGAGAAGAAUUCCAGAGGCGAGAUGGCAGAUCACCAGUUUUCAGACGCUGAUGACUCAGAGGGUGGUGAAGAAGAUGGUGAUGAGGUGGAUGAUGAAGACGACGACGAAGAAGACUAUGAUGGUGACUCCACCCCAAAGACUCGCUCGCGCUCCACCAGCCCGCAGCCUUAUGGCCUGCCCUCCCUUUCUGUCACAGCUGUGGCCGCCUCCCAACCUGUUCCUCACUUCUCUUACCAUUCAGCAUCCGACCUCCUGGGAAACAGCAGCAGGCCGCCUCUGUUUGGCUAUUUCACCACCGUGCCGAGUAUCCAGAUCACACCGCAGGCUCCGCCUACCGACCUGGCCAGGCGGGAGCACAGUCAGUCAGAGUACCAGAGAGGCCAGCAGCGGUCGCAGGGUAGCAGGUUGCUGGUUCCACCCUCCUCCUCCUCCUCCAUGGAUGAAGACCUUCCCGUCCCCUCCCCAGAUCUCUCCUCCCCCUCAUCACGACUUUCCUCACCCGGUUUAGACAACUCUGGCUGCCCAUCCCCCAUUUCCCCAUCCUCCUCACCCUCAGCCCGCCGUUACCUCUCCCCACGUCGUGACCUCUCACCCCGCGCAGGACACCUGUCACCCCGGCGGGACAUUUCUCCUCUGCGUCACAUCUCCCCUAAGAGAGACCUGGGAGCAGCAGGGGGAUACAGGCGAGACCUUUCACCAAGAAGGGGACACCUGUCACUGCUUUCUCCCUUGUCUCGGCCCACGUCACCAUUGGGAAGAGAUUACAAGCGAGACCUUUCACCACGAGGCCGCCACAGGGGGAUGAUCCGGCCUGUGUCUCCUCGCAGAGGACUUCACCAACACCUUCACCACCAAAGCCAGCAGAGCGGGGCGCGGGGCCUGAGGCUGAGUCAUCAGACUGGUGCGCUGGGUCAGGGAGAGUUCAGCGCUCUGGGACGUCACACAGCCAGCACAGAAAUGGAGACGGAGCAUCCGGGUUCACCGUCAUCAGUGGAUCAGGGUAGCCGUGGUAACCAGUCUAGUCCACCCCACCAAGUCCUCUUCAGUCACCUUCCCCUACAUUCUCAACUACAGGUGCGCUCGCCUUACCCAAUGAUCCCCAUCGGUGGAAUCCAGAUUGUACACUCUGUUCCUGCGUCCGUUAACACCCCUCUGGCCCAGCAGGGGGCUUUGCAAGCUGCUCGGAUGUCAUUGCAGAAGAGCAUAUCGGAGGACUCCAUCACCAGCGAGGCACAUUUCACCUCCUUUUCAGAGAGGGGCGGGCAUGGAGCAGUAGUGGGAGAAACAGUGAGGGAUUCAGUAUCACCUCUCCGCUCCUCACAGGAGAAGGAAGGAGGAGGAGGCGUGAGGCAGGAGCAGGAGCAGGAAGAGGGAAUCCAGACGUGCACAAAUGCCAUCGCCUCCCUCUACAUUGACUCCAAGGAGUUUGCUGAGAGAGGAGGAGGUGGAGGCAGAGUGGAUGACGGGAAAGACGGAAGCAGAGCGCCUUCCUCCUCUUCCUCUCCUUCAGCUUUGUCCCCAGACUCCCAUCAACACCAUUCGCCAUCUCCCCACCCAUCACCAUCUCCUCCUCAAGGUCCUGGUAUUCAGCACUUUAGCAGCCUGGAACUCAGGCCUCCCCACUCAUCAGUCCCAGCCUCUCCUCACUCGCCCUCUUCCUCCUCAUCCCCUUACCCUCCAAGCCCCGGAUCUGACAGCCUGCAGCCUCCAAUGGCAUCCAAACUUCUCAAGAUGGAGAGAGACAGAGAGGCAGAAAGCACAAAGAGAAGCAAAGACGUGUCGUAGUGCUGCAGAGGAGGACCAAGGGGAGGAGGAGAAACGAUGGAUGUCUCAUUUUUUUUGUUUGUUUGUUUUCGGAUAAUAGGAAGGGAUGAAGUGCAACAGGAGAGAGAAAAACUGACUUUUGCACACUUUACACACAAUUUCUUCUCCCAUUUUCUCUCUCUUACACACAUAAAAACAAUGCAUACAAAGAAAAAUGAAAGACUCAAACGGACCUCUUAAUGUUCGUGUACAGCAUGCCUGUUUUAAACGGGGCCUGCUCUCAGAGACUUUCUUAUUUAAAGACUUUAAAGAGCAUACACAUGUACGGUAACUCCCACCAACGUGAGCCCGACCAAAAUCUGCUAAAAACAAAACAAAGGACUCUAGUUAAACGGUACGACGAAGAAAAACAAAAAACCAUCGGACAGCUACGUGUGUGCCUUUUCUUUAAUCUCUCUAUCUCUCUCUCUUUUUGUUUUGCUUAUGUUCUUAUAAGCAAACAAAGCAGGAAAGUAAAUGUAAAUAAAGUACAAUACUAUCACGUAUCAGCUUUGUAAUAAAUGCAGCCCCCUCCCUCAUCCUCCUCCCCCUUUCAUCCCUGUUUUUUCUUUCUCUCUCUCUUUUUUUUUGGACACCUUAAACUUAAAAGUCUCGACAAACGAUGUGAAGUUAUGGAUAUGACUAUUACGUACGGUUGCACUAAAACAUAUUUUUAUAUGAGUGAAAUUUAAAAAAUUGCUUUUUUGUGUACAGCAGCAAUCCUAUAAUACUAUUUAUUAUUAUUGUUACCAUGUUUCAUAAAUUGUACAUUUUUUCUUAAAUGUCGUGGAUGCCUUUUUCUAUGUAAAGCAUGGGUUUUUUGCUAUCGCUUACAUUAGGGCGAGGAUAUGCACACUGUAAUAUGGCUUUUUAUGUUAGACCUAUUUAUAUACGUCUAAGUGAGCCCCCUCUACUUGGAGGUAUAUACACAUAGAAGAUUUACCAGAAUAUUUACCCAGCAUAUUAAUACAUAUAGUAUAUAGAAUCUAUCAACCUGUCUGUCUAUCUAUCUAUCAUCUAUCUAUCUAUCUAUCUAUCUAUCUGCACUUAACAUGUAGAAUGACAUUCACAUUAAGGUUAUGGUAGUCUGCUUGUACAUUUUCUCUGCUGCUCUUUGCCUGCCCCCUGCUUGUGAUUUUUCCUCUUUUUUAUCUUAACUUUUGUGGUAUUAUGUCUUGUUUUUCUUUUGAUUUUUAGAAGGCACAGAUUUGCGCUCAGCAUUAAGUGAAUGCCUUCUUGCACCUUGGCUUUUUUUUCUUCUUCUUUUUUUGUGCUUAAAUGUUGGUUUUAACUCUGCCCCGCCUCUCUCCAUACACCCCCGCACUCCUCCCGCCCAACCGAUGCAUCCAUCUGCAACCAAGAUUAACAUCAGGCAGAGGCAAAGGUAGCUCCACAUUCUUGAAUGAAUGCCAGAUAUGUAAACGGGAAAAACAUUCCAGUCCAUGUAAAUACCCAGUCAUCUCCCCCUAAACUCACACAUACACACAUUUUUUGUUAUGGAUGCACAUUUUUUGGGCAAUGGCAAUCAACCCACUGAAACUCUUACUGAAUGGAUUUAUUUCGAGGGGGACACACAUGCAAACACAUGCAUCAAACUUUCUGACAAAUGCACCUUAUAUUUCUUCUGUGGACGUCCCGGUAUUCAUCGGUUUUUCUUUCCUUUUCUUUUGCAGCGAACUUUGAAAGAAGUGGUUAGGGGGAGAACUGCUCUGCGCUCUUAACCCUAAACUGUCUGAGAAUAUUAAGAAUACAUACAACAGUUGUGAUUUUAAGGCUUUCUGCACUGCUUUUUUGGCCCGCCUGUGGUCCCUCUUCAUCUCCUGGAUAUCCCUUUUGUAGCUAAGCAAUAUUUAGCCAAAACUCUGCUCACCAGCAGGGAUUGUAUUUGUUGCAAGGCAACAACAGCAUACUUAAAAAUCCUAAAAUCAGGAGAAGAAGGGAGCGGUUGGGACAACAACUCUUUACUCUUGUUGACAGUUUCGGGCCGAGUCGGGCAGGCUGCAAUGUGAGUGUGUAUCUCUGUAUUCUGUACCAGUGUGUAUUCGACCAGUAUAUCCUCUUCUUACAAUGUUUUUUCUAUUUCGAUCCUCUGUUAUGUACACUUAUCCUGAUGACAAUGAUGUCUUUAAAAACUCUUUCUCUCUUUCGAAGAUAUCAAAGCACAAGUCAUUGUAUAGAAAUGACAACAAUACAUAAAAAGGACAAAAAAAAGAGGUAAACAUACAUAUAAAAGGGUAACUUUUGUGAUGGUGUUCUGUGGAAUUAAUACAAAUAUCAUGUAUGACCCCAGUUGCAACAAGGAAUCGCAGUAGAAGUGGAAGAAAUGGAUUGUUGUUUUCAAAUAAAUAUGAAUAGUAUAA
Messenger RNA from Haplochromis burtoni (Burton's mouthbrooder), 26167 nucleotides. It is a transcript of the gene hivep2a, whose product is annotated as HIVEP zinc finger 2a. Gene Ontology annotation, cellular component: nucleus. Gene Ontology annotation, molecular function: RNA polymerase II cis-regulatory region sequence-specific DNA binding; DNA-binding transcription factor activity, RNA polymerase II-specific. Bases 16470 to 23789 code for a protein of 2439 amino acids. NCBI's taxonomy places the organism in Eukaryota, Metazoa, Chordata, Actinopteri, Cichliformes, Cichlidae. The record is from RefSeq and is a predicted model, not a curated record. Gene Ontology annotation, biological process: regulation of transcription by RNA polymerase II. The transcript is spliced from 18 exons.